Messenger RNA from Fonticula alba, 1617 nucleotides. RefSeq lists its product as hypothetical. NCBI's taxonomy places the organism in Eukaryota, Rotosphaerida, Fonticulaceae. Bases 1 to 1617 code for a protein of 538 amino acids. The record is from RefSeq and is a predicted model, not a curated record. The transcript has a single exon.
AUGCUCCGACUGAAGUAUCACCGCACGCUGAGCGGCCUGGUUGAUGCGUUGGCCGGCCUGCGCGCCUCCACGCCGGAACUCAACUCGGCCGCCAGCCCCUUCGUUGGGCUGCUGGUGAAUGCCCGCCUCGCGCCGGGCAACGCCCAGCUGGCCGGGCCGGUUCUCUAUCAGAUGCUGAAUGAGGCCCGCGCCCCGGGGACCCGGCCGAUCCGGGUGUUCGGUGGCCUGGUGGACGGCCUGCAAGUGGUCACUGGCCCGGAGGCCGAGCAAGUGGGCGCGGUGGCUCUCAUCGGGGGCCAGGGGGCCCCUUUUUACAGUCGCCUGGAAGGCAUCACAGCCAAGCAGGUGGGCAAAUGGGCCUCAAAUCAGCAGCCGGACUUGAGCCUCGGCGGGAUUUUCCCCGGACCUGGGCAGCCGGGCAAUGGGCCGCCGGUCCCGGGCCUGGCAGCUUUGCGUGCGGACACCCCCACCCAGCGGGUGGAUUUGCCCACCGACCUGGCGAGCAGCCUCACCGGGCCCGGGGGAAGCAUCUUCCUCCUGGGCGAUCGGCACCUCGAGCACUUCCUCCGCGCGAUGCAGGGCCCGGAAGCGGUCAGCCCUCCUGGCUGGUCGGUGUCCGGCGCCGUGGCCGCGGCCACGCCCUUUGUCACGGGGCUCCCCUGGUCGAUGUUCAUGGAUGAGCAGGUACUCGGCGAGGGGGGCGUUGUUGGGGUGGCCCUGCCGGCGGAUGGUGCCGUGGCCGCCGAAUCCCCAGCCACCAUCCGCCCCCUGCGCCCGAUCUCGGCCGUGUACCGGAUUGCCCGCUGCAGUGGCAACAUCUUGGUUGAUCUGGCUGUGGAGGAUGCCAUCGAUGGCUCGGUGGCCGAUGACCCGGAUGCCUGGGACACGGUCACCCCGGCCGAGGCCCUUCUCGAGGGUCUGAAGCAGCAUCUUCCCCCGACGGAUCCGUUCUUCGCCUCCGCGCCCAUGUCCUUUGCCGGCCAGUCUGGCAUCGAUCGCCGCCACCUGCCGGCUGCUUCGUCUGUGGCCGAGGCGGCCACCGGCCAGGCGCCGGGGUCUGUCCGUGGCGAGCGCCACAUCUUUGCCGCGGUGGAGGUGGCCGCGACGUCCAAGGCGCCUGGCAAUGGGUCGGCCCUUGACUUGACCCGAUGCCGGGUGUAUUCGGUGACUGGGGGUGAUCCCUCACGCGGCCAGGUGGGUCUGGAUACGAUUGACCGCUUGCAUGCGGAUGCCCGGGUCCAGUUCUUCACCUAUUCCUCGGGGCUUGCGGGCGCCGAGCCUGGCAACGAGGCGGCGGCCGAUGCGUUUGCCAUGUCCGAUGCGGUGGCCUCGCUGCAGCUUGACAUGCCUGCCUCCAUGGCACUGGCCGGCAUCGAAUCCUCCGAGGCCGAUGUCAUGGAAUCUGGCGACUUGACUGCGCAUGCGCCCUCGCGGACAACCUUCACCGGAGCUCCCGGCCAGCCGGUGGUCGUGGUCGAGAGCACUGGCGGUGUGGUUGCCCGCCCGGCUGUUGGUCGCCCGGAGGCCGGAGCCUUCGUCCUCAAGGGGAUGGCCUGCGUGGUGAAGCCUGCCCUUGGACCGGCUUGCGUGGAGGAGAUGAGUGAGAUGAAGGCGUGA